Molecule: messenger RNA, 1359 nt
Organism: Trematosphaeria pertusa
Lineage: Eukaryota; Fungi; Ascomycota; Dothideomycetes; Pleosporales; Trematosphaeriaceae
Product: NAD(P)-binding protein
Exons: 4
Coding region: 212-1240 (342 amino acids)
Cellular component (GO): mitochondrion
Molecular function (GO): zinc ion binding; oxidoreductase activity
Source: RefSeq, a predicted model, not a curated record
UCUUUUAUUGAAGCUUCCUGAAAUUACCCGAUCUCCGAUGUGGUGACGGAAGUUGAGGAACCGAUCUUCCUGACACGGUGCUGACCUCGGCAACUCUACCCCACUGUCGAUCUCCCGCUAUGCAUCUCGACCAUGUCGCCAAACCUAUAGAUGAGAGUGAAACCACGUAUCCGUCGUUGCACGUACUCUAUCCCAUUAGCCGAAUGCCGCCAUGAAGGCAGUUGUGAUAGAACAGUUCGUUUCGAACUUCGAGGAUCUCAAACCGCGGGAUGCACCACUCCCAAGCUCGAAGAAAUCCAGCGAUAUCCAGAUCAAAGUCACCCAUGCUUCCUUGACCCACGUGGACAUGCUGUAUGCACAAGGUCUUCACCAGAACAACAAGCGCCACGUAAAACCUCCCUUCGUCCUGGGUACGGAAUUUGCGGGUAUAGUCAUUUCUUCGCCUUCAAACAAAUUUGCACCGGGAGAUCGGGUGUUCGGCGGUGGUCUCGGCUCCUACGCGGAGAGCAUCUGUGUGGAUGAGGGCAUUGUAAGAAGAGUCCCAGGUCUAUGGAGCAAUGCCGAAGCAUGUGCGGUGGGUGUGUCCGGUGCCGUCAGCUACGGUAGUCUGAUUUCAGUGGCACGCUUGAAGAGAGGAGAGACGGUCUUGGUCCUUGGAGCGUCAGGCGGACUCGGCGUUAUGGCGAUCCAGAUUGCCAAGGCGGUUGGAGCAAAGGUGAUUGCGCUUGUUGGGGACAAGGAGAAAUCCAGAAUAAUGAAGGAGCUUGGGGCGGAUGAAGCAGUCUCCUAUCGCCAGCGAAACUGGGAAGAGGAAGUACGGGCAUUGACGGAUGACGGCGAGGGCGUGCAUGUAGUGUACGAUGCGAUUGGCGCGAUAGAGAGCGCUCUGAAGUGCUUGAGAUACAGAGGGAGAAUCGUGAUUGUGGGCUUUGCCGCGAGGGGUGGAAAGAUGGAGGAAGUACGGGCAAAUCGCAUUCUACUGAAAUCAGCCAUGGUUCAUGGAUAUCGAUAUGGUGAGGAUGGUAGACGAGACCCUAGGAGAACAGAAGAAGUCUGGAGUGGGUUCCUGAACUUAGUCGAGGCCGGCGGCAUCAGACCUAUCAUAUUCCAGGGGAAUUAUAUGGGCUUGGAAUCAAUACCCCGAGCCUUUGGUGAUCUAAAGAUGCACAAGGUCUGGGGCCGAGCGGUACUACGGAUCAACGAAGAUGUGGAGGCGACGAAGGAGGCGGCCAGACUGUGAGGCCCAAGGCAUCAGGACCCCUCGUGAGAGAGACGGCCACGGAGGAGUGGUAGUUAGACUCUUGUGAUAGCACUUGGGUAGAUUUGGUGAAUGAAUCGUUCUGGGCCGUCCCCGUUCAA